AUGGACAGAGGACAACAAAAAAGAAAGGUGAUCUCACUCAACGAGAAGGUGGACAUGAUUGAAGCAGUAUCGUCGGGAAGGAAGAAGCUUGACGUGGCAAGGGAUUUCGGCGUUUCACCGAGCACGCUCUACAUGUGGUUCCUGGACAUACGAGCAAGAAACAUCCGGGUGAGUGGCGCUACGUUGCAACAGAAAGCAAAAGAAUUUGCUUCCAUCCUCGGAUGUGACGAUUUUAAAGGCAGUUCCGGAUGGCUGCAGAGGUUCAAGAAUCGUCAUGACGUCGUUGGAAAAACUCUCAGCGGAGAGAGUAGGUCGGUAGACCAAGGCGAUGCCAGUGAGUGGAUAUCGACCCAUGCCUCUGACCUCUUGGCAAGGUUUGAUGUAAAAGACAUCUACAAUGCGGAUGAAACCGGUUUGUUCUAUCAGAUGCUCCCUAACAAAACUCUGGAUGUCAAAGGAGAUCGCUGCCAUGGCGGCAAACAGAGCAAACAGCGGCUCACCGUCCUGCUGUGUGCAAACAUGGAUGGGACGGACAAGCGGGUACCGUUGGUCAUCGGCAAAAGCGCAAAACCGCGAUGCUUCAAAGGACACUCGAUUAUUCCUAUGAAGUAUGCUUCGAACACCAAAGCGUGGAUGACGAGGGCCAUUUUCAGCGACUGGCUGAAAGAGUUCAACGAGGAAAUGCGCAGGAAAGGACGGAAGAUCUGCCUCCUCCUUGACAAUUGCACAGCACAUCACAUCGUCGGAUUGAACCUGCCACAUAUCGAGCUCAGGUUUUUCCCUGCAAACUCUACUUCUCUGCUGCAGCCCCUUGACCAGGGAGUGAUACGCAGUGUGAAGUGUGCGUACCGGGAGCGGCUCAUACAAAGGCUGCUGCUGAACCUGCGUCUCCAGGUCGAGACAAAAGUGGACAUCUACGUAGCCAUGAAGAUGCUGUCUGCAGCGUGGACAGCAACUCAACCAAGCACCGUUGCCAACUGCUUUCGUCAUGCAGGGUUCAAGCAAUGCGAAAGCAGCCAGGCCGCUCAAGAGUGUGACACGCUGAGCAGUGUUGCUGAUGCAUGGCAGGCCCUGCGGGGCGGUGUGCGGGACGAUAUUGAACUCGAAGACUUCAUUGACAUGGAUCAGGAUGUCGUCGCCACUGAAGAAUUAGCGGAACGUGACAUCGUCGACAGCGUUCGUGAGGAAGGUGCAGUCGAGUGUUGUGAUGAUGACGAUCACGACGUGGAGCUUUCUGUACCAACACAGCGUGAAGUGCUCGACGCCAUUGAUGUUCUCAGGCGGUUCGCAGGCGCCCAAGACAACUUGGAAAAGGCCAUGGAGGCUGUGUCAGUAUACGAAAGGCAUGUGAUGCCCUGUCUAGUACGCGCAACCCAAAGCAAAAUAACAGAUUUUUUUGUGUCCAAAUAA
Messenger RNA from Ornithodoros turicata, 1410 nucleotides. Its product is annotated as tigger transposable element-derived protein 6-like. Lineage: Eukaryota; Metazoa; Arthropoda; Arachnida; Ixodida; Argasidae. Gene Ontology annotation, molecular function: DNA binding. The coding region runs from base 1 to 1410 and encodes 469 amino acids. Gene Ontology annotation, cellular component: nucleus. The transcript has a single exon. The record is from RefSeq and is a predicted model, not a curated record.